AUGGCGAGAAAAAACAGAGGUCGCCAGAAAAUUGAGAUGGUGAAAAUGAAAAAUGAAAAUAAUCUUCAAGUUACUUUUUCAAAAAGAAGAUCUGGUCUUUUCAAAAAAGCUAGUGAACUUUGCACACUAUGUGAUGCAGAAAUUGUUAUCAUUGUGUUUUCACCUGCUCGAAAAGUCUUUUCUUUCGGUCAUCCAAAUGUUAACGUUUUAAUUGAUCGUUUCUUAAACUUUAACCCACCCCAUCCUCACCAACACAACAAUAUUCAGCUUAAUGAAGCCCGUCGAAACGCUAUCGUUCAAGAUCUCAACAAUCAUCUCACUCAGGUGACCGAACAAUUGGAAGAAGAGAGAAAAAGAAACGAAGAUCUAAAGAAAAGGAGAAAAGAAAGUAAAAAAGCUGAGAAUUGGUGGGAAGAAGAACACAUAGGAACAUUCAGCUUAACUCAGCUCACUGAAUUCAAAUGUGGUUUGGAAAAUAUGAGAAAGGCAGUGAGAAAUGAAGCAUCCAAGUAUCUUCAAGCAACUGAUCCACGUCAUGAUUUCUAUGUCGGAAGCUCAAGUCAUGAUGCUGCUUUUGGGAUCUCUUGUGAUGAUGGUAAUAUCAAUACUGAAUUGGAUCUGUUUAAUCAUCCAAGAUCGGUGAGCAUGAACACUUCCAGUUACAAUCAUCACAACAUGAUUGAUCCUAAUCACCAUACGUCACAUUUUGGGAAUGAUAAUAUCAUCGAAGGGUUCGUUCCAGAUUACAACCAGAAUAGCCAGGGCCAAUGUUUUAAGCAAGAGGACACUUCUGAAUAUGAUCAUGAUCAUGAUCAUCCUCCUCACUUUUAG
Messenger RNA from Arabis nemorensis, 831 nucleotides. NCBI's taxonomy places the organism in Eukaryota, Viridiplantae, Streptophyta, Magnoliopsida, Brassicales, Brassicaceae. The record is from the annotation of a GenBank genome assembly.